AUGGAUGUAAAAAUAGCGGCAUUGUCUAAUGAUCGAAAAAAUGAUUGGAAUGAACAUUUGCCAUUCGUUACGUUUGAUUAUAAUGCCAGUAUCCACUCAAUCGCAGGACAAAUGUCAUUCGAACUUAUGUUUGAAAGAUCACCCGUAGACUAUUUCGACCAUCAAGACCCAAACAUAUCACUUGCACAAGGUCCAGAGCGUUUACAAAAAUUAUACAAAUAUUUGGCAAAUUUGACAGAUCAAGUAAAAUCGAAUGUAGUCCAACACCAGAAAAUUUACAAACUACGUUAUGAUAAAAAUCGUUCGAAUCCAUCAUUUAAAAUAGGACAGCUAGUGCUCAUCAAACUUACUGACACGCAACAUAAAUUUGAUAUUCGAUAUGAAGGUCCAUUUUAA
This is a messenger RNA of Didymodactylos carnosus, 396 nucleotides long. The record is from the annotation of a GenBank genome assembly. Lineage: Eukaryota; Metazoa; Rotifera; Eurotatoria; Philodinida; Philodinidae.